ACUGAUGAGGUCCAAGACACCCAUAAGAGAGGAGGACUGAGCAGGCCCCUCGCCGGCACAGCUCUCCUCUGGAGAAGCCCAGGUGCAACAGCAGCAGGGGCAGCUUUUCCCCAUCCAAGUCCCUAGGACCCUAUCGUCCUAAACUCCACAUUUCCUGUCUUAGUGGGACCCCGCGAGCGUUCAAAACUGUUUCUCCAACGCUUCUACCAAAAACUCAGACUGUUUUCCAGAGCAGAAGCAGCGGUUGGGCCCAGCUGCUCCUCCUCCCAAGGGGAAGCCAUGGGGAGCGUGCGAAGCCACCGCUACAGCAUUGUCUCCUCCGAGGAAGAUGGCAUGAAGCUGGCCGCCAUCGCCGCCGUGCCCAACGGCUACACCAACGGCACGGUGGCCAAGGUUCACGCGGCGCAGCAGCAGGCUGUGAGCCGCUUCGUCCAGAAGGACGGCCACUGCAACGUGCAGUUCAUCAACAUGAGCGAGAAGGGCCAACGUUACCUUGCCGACCUGUUCACCACCUGUGUGGACAUCCGCUGGCGAUGGAUGUUGAUCAUCUUCUGCCUGUCCUUCCUCCUCUCCUGGCUCUUCUUCGGCUUCGUCUUCUGGCUGGUAGCGCUCUCCUACGGCGACUUGGAGAACGAGACGCAGAUGUGCGUGUCCAACGUCAACAGCUUCACCGCCGCCUUCCUCUUCUCCGUGGAGACGCAGACCACCAUUGGCUACGGCUACCGCUACGUCACCGAGGAGUGUCCCGUGGCCGUCUUCAUGGUGGUCUUCCAGAGCAUCUUCGGCUGCAUCAUCGACGCCUUCAUCAUUGGCGCCAUCAUGGCUAAGAUGGCCAAGCCCAAGAAGAGGAACGAGACGCUGCUCUUCAGCCACUACGCCACGGUAGCCAUGCGGGACAGCAAACUGUGUCUGAUGUGGCGCGUGGGGAACCUGCGCAAGAGCCACCUGGUGGAGGCCCACGUGCGCGCCCACCUCCUCAGGUCGCGAACCACGGCCGAAGGCGAGUAUAUCCCCCUGGACCAGAUGGACAUCGACGUGGGCUUCGACAGCGGCGUCGACCGCGUCUUCCUGGUGUCGCCCAUCACCAUUGUCCACGAGAUUGACGAGGACAGCCCCUUGUACGAGAUGAGCAAGCAGGAGCUGGAAACGUCCCAGUUUGAGAUGGUGGUGAUCCUGGAAGGUAUGGUGGAAGCCACGGCCAUGACCACCCAGUGCCGCAGCUCCUACGUGGCCAGCGAGGUUCUCUGGGGCCACCGCUUCGAGCCAGUCCUGUUCGAGGAGAAUAACUACUACAAGGUGGACUACUCGCGCUUCGAGAAAACCUACGAGGUGAGCAGCACGCCCCAGUGUAGUGCCAGGGACCUGGCCGAGAAGAAGUCUCUGGUCUCUUGCUCCAACUCCUUCUGUUAUGAGAACGAGGUGGCCCUUGAAAAAAAGGAGGAGGUAAAAAUGGAGGAUCAGGGUGCUAUUGAGAACGGCAUUGAGAAUGCAACACUGGAGGAGACAAACACAGACACAGUCUCUGUAGAUUCUGAACACAAUCAGGAUACCAGGAGUCUGACGAUGCCUUCAGAAGCAAGGCCUCUAAGACGAGAAUCAGAAAUAUGA
Salvelinus namaycush (lake trout) is the source of this 1608-nucleotide messenger RNA. Its product is annotated as inward rectifier potassium channel 2-like. Gene Ontology annotation, molecular function: inward rectifier potassium channel activity. NCBI's taxonomy places the organism in Eukaryota, Metazoa, Chordata, Actinopteri, Salmoniformes, Salmonidae. Bases 280 to 1608 code for a protein of 442 amino acids. The record is from RefSeq and is a predicted model, not a curated record. The transcript has 2 exons. Gene Ontology annotation, cellular component: plasma membrane. Gene Ontology annotation, biological process: regulation of monoatomic ion transmembrane transport; potassium ion import across plasma membrane.